Taeniopygia guttata (zebra finch) is the source of this 3242-nucleotide messenger RNA. RefSeq names its product patatin like domain 8, phospholipase A2 (gene PNPLA8). Gene Ontology annotation, biological process: arachidonate metabolic process. The record is from RefSeq and is a predicted model, not a curated record. Gene Ontology annotation, cellular component: membrane. NCBI's taxonomy places the organism in Eukaryota, Metazoa, Chordata, Aves, Passeriformes, Estrildidae.
CGCGCCGCGGGUGUUGCGGUGCCGGGCCCCUCCGCCUCCCGCCCGCUCCGCCGGGGCGGCGCCGCUGCUGAGGGCGCGGCCCCUGCCUGGCGUCCGGCGGCCGGGGAACAGGGGGGAGGCGGGAGCCACUGUCCAGCAGACAACACUACAUUACAGGACUUACUUAUUGACAUAUAUUUUUUGGAAUGAAGUAGAAAGCAACCUAGAAAAGGUGCAAUUAUUUAUAAGUAAUGACAGUUCAUUUAUCUUUGGAUGCAUAUUUAUUCUUUUUGAUUAACCCAAAAAGUCUUUGGUGGAAGCAGAGAAACAAAUAUCUGUGUUUCUGUAGACCUAAAGCCGGCUGGAGGAUAAAUCAUGCUGCACACCUGAGAGUUUUUCAUACAAGUGAGCCUUGGUGUAAGUGGGCCAGAAGCAGAACAUUUUGGUAUAACAAGUACAUUUAUUGCCAUGAGUUUUUAUACUACAGAGUUUCCAAACUUUUAACUUCUUCUUCUAAAGGACUUACAAGGCUGGGCAUUCGCAUGUCACGAAUUAAGAAUACUAUAGAAUCUGUUUCAAAGGCAGUGUCUGGCACUCACAGUGAGCUGGUGUCACGGAUAGCUCGAUUAAAGUCCCACUCAGGUACUUUGGGUAAAGCAAAUAAAAGUAGUGCAGAUGCAAAUAACACCAGCACAAAUCUAGAAAAUGAUAAACAAGUUACAGAUGUCAGAACUCAGGACGAUUGCAACAGAGGCCCAGCUGCAAAGAAAUCCACUUGUGCAAGUGAAAACUUGGACUCUGUGUCAGUAAGUUCAAGCAGCACUUGUCAAGAUACUCCAGAAGUUUCAGCAUCUACUAAAAACCACCUUUUUCAUAUAAGCUACUUUUCUACAAAUUUUGGAGAGACUUACAACUUCGUAGCUGAUCAUAUCAACUCUUACUUUAAUAAUUCUGUUAUGGAACAAGGAAGGAAGAGAAGUACUUUAUUACAGGACUCUGAAAGUGAAGAGAAGAAAAAGCUUGCUUCAUCAGCAAAUACUGUAACAAGUGAAGAAAAGAGAGUGAAUUCAGCAGGUACUUCAGCUCCUGAAGCAGAGAUCUUGGGUACUGAAAAGACAAAUACUCCUCUCCCAGUUUCCACUAAAAAAAGUAUUGCAGACUUUCUUUCAUAUCCCAGUAACAGUGUACAAGCUUUUGUCGACAGCUAUAUUGGUGGGUUGGUUCCAAAGUUAAGAUCUGAUACAAAAGUUGUUACACCAGAAAAGAAUAAACAGCAAGAACAAGAAGUGUCUGAGAAGAGUGAUGAGGACAAAGCAAAAGAGGCCAAGACUGCUGAAGAGAGGGAGAAGCAUCUUUCUCUUCAGAGAGAAAAGAUCAUUGCAAGAGUGAGUAUUGAUAACAGGACUCGAGCUUUAGUUCAAGCCCUACGGAGAGCCUCUAAUCCAAGAGUCUGCAUCAACAGGGUUGAAGAACUGACCUACCAUCUUCUAGAAUUUCCAGAGAGCAGAGGAGUUGCAAUUAAGGAAAAAUUAAUCCCAUGCCUGUUGCGACUGAGACAGGCUAAUGAUGAAAGUCUUCAGGCUGCUGUUAGAGAAACUUUAGCACUGCUUGGCUAUACAGACCCUGUGAAAGGCUGGGGAAUUCGAAUCCUCACCAUUGAUGGAGGAGGAACAAGGGGUUUAGUUGCACUUCAGACUCUACGGAAACUAGAAGAAUUAACUGGAAAGCCGGUUUAUCAGCUUUUUGACUACAUCUGUGGCGUAAGCACAGGAGCUAUACUAGCUUUUAUGUUGGGGUUGUUCCAUAUUCCCCUGGAUGAUUGUGAAGAACUGUACCAUAAGUUAGGAUCAGAUGUUUUUAAGCAGAAUGUCAUUGUUGGAACAGUCAAAAUGGGCUGGAACCAUGCCUUUUAUGACAGUGAUAUAUGGGAAAAAAUACUCAAAGAAAAAAUGGGCUCAAAUCUUAUGAUUGAAACUGCACGAAAGUCCAAAUGUCCAAAGGUAGCUGCAGUAAGCACCAUUGUAAACAGAGGAACACCACUGAAAGCAUUUGUGUUUAGAAACUACAACCACUUUCCUGGCAUUAAGUCCCAUUAUAUUGGAGGCUGUCAGUAUAAGCUGUGGCAAGCAAUUAGAGCAUCGUCUGCUGCACCAGGUUACUUCCAGGAAUAUGUUUUGGGCAGUGAUCUUCAUCAGGAUGGAGGUCUGCUCCUAAAUAAUCCUUCUGCGCUGGCAGUUCAUGAGUGCAAGUGUCUCUGGCCCAAUGUUCCGUUGCAGUGUCUGAUUUCACUGGGCACUGGUCGAUAUGAAAGUGAGGUGAAGACCAAUGUCACACACACCAGUCUGAAAGCCAAACUGACGAAUGUUAUCAACAGUGCAACUGAUACAGAAGAAGUUCACACCAUGCUGGAUGCACUGUUACCUCCAGAUACUUAUUUCAGAUUUAACCCUCUGAUGAAUGAAGACAUUCCUCUGGAUGAAAGCCGUAAAGAGAAACUCAAUCAGCUGCAGACAGAUGGAAUUCGUUAUUUAGAACGAAAUGAAGAAAAACUGAGAAAAGCUGCAAAAAUAUUAACACAAGAAAAAUCACCUUUGCAGAGGUUUCAGGACUGGUUAAGACUAAAGGCUGACAUGUAUGAAGGCUUGCCAUUUACUUCCAAAUUGUGAAUAAGUAAUGCAUGAAAGAUAAAUUUAAAUCUUGUUCCAGAAGAUCCAUUUGGUACUGUAAAGGAAGAACGUUGAUUCAGGGUAAAUAGCAUCUUUGGAAAGCUAUUAGAAUUCUGGAGAAAGCCAUUCAGGAUGGCUCUUUUGUGCACACUGGUUACAAGGUUUUAUGGUGUUAAUUAUUUUUGGAACUUAAAAGAAUCUUACUGUUGCUCUACCUUAAUAUCUAAAGUUAAAGUUUUCAGGUAAAACUGAAAAUUAUGGCAACAAUUGUGCAAUUCAUUUUUGGAUGUAUGUGCUAUGAUUGUGACAGAAAACCUUUAUUUAUCAACUAUGAGGUUUAUUCAAAGUUAACAAAAAAAAGAUCCUCAUUCAUUUUAGUGUAGGCACUAUAACUGUUAGGCUCUUAUGUAGGCAGUGAAUUUAAUAGAAAUGUAAUAUUCUUGCAAAAACUCUGCCUGUGUUAAUUGCACUUUUACAUCUGAAAGAUAACAUUUAAAUUUAUUUUUUUUUAUUUUAGUGGAUUUUGUACAUAACAGUAUUGAGUAAAAUGUCUGGAUGACUGUAAAUGGCCUAUUAAAUUAUCAACAUUAACUGGUA